Messenger RNA from Pseudomassariella vexata, 2535 nucleotides. Its product is annotated as spindle pole body interacting protein. Bases 1 to 2535 code for a protein of 844 amino acids. The transcript has 3 exons. NCBI's taxonomy places the organism in Eukaryota, Fungi, Ascomycota, Sordariomycetes, Amphisphaeriales, Pseudomassariaceae. Gene Ontology annotation, cellular component: plasma membrane. Gene Ontology annotation, biological process: actin cortical patch localization. The record is from RefSeq and is a predicted model, not a curated record.
AUGACUUCCAUCUCGGGCGUUGUGCCAUACCUGACUCGUACAAACACCAAUCAGUCAAAUAGCAACGGCCAAAUUGGCAGCGGUACGGGCAAUGGGAAUCAACGCGCAUCGCUAUCGUCUUUUCCGUCGUCGCGCUCGGCCUCGCAGAUGUCGCACAACUCGAUGUCGCGACCAUCACGGUCACCACAACCGCCGGUGACGAUAGACACGGAUCGGACGUCGAAUCCGAGUUCGAAGUCCAACAAGACGUCAUCAAUUGGCAGCCGGACGGCGUCAUCACAACAUUCGUCACUCUCCGCCCCACGACGUUACAACCCUGAUGCUCAUUCGUCGAGGAAGCAACGGUCGCAAUACCCCAGGGGCUCUAGCGACAACCAUGUCGAAUACAUACUGGUCGCAUCUUUCGACAUUGACCGAGGUCCGGUCAUGGAGCACCAGUACCCCGUGGCCAUAACGGGAGACGAGCACAUGCUAGCCGAGCUGAUGUUGCCUGACCAGGCCCACGUUCGCAACCAGGAUUGGACCAUCUUCUUUCUGCACAAAGAUACGAGCCAGGAAGAGGACGAGGAGGAGCAAAAGGCCAAGGCGGAAAGAAAGCGGAGGAGGAAGCGAAGGCGAGACAGGGCCGCCGGCAUAAUUGACGAAGAUGACGAAGAUACCAUCAACGAAGAAGACGAGGACGAUUCCGAGGACGAUGAAGAUGAUGACGAUGAUUGGGAUGACGACUCUACUGACAGUGAACCCGAGGGCGGAGAAGGUCCGCCAUUGAUAUAUGUCCUGAACCUCGUAAAUACAAAACAAGACAAGACGGUGAAAAGAGGAGCCGUGGUCAAGGCCAUGGCCAUCUGUACGCGGCAUCCCUUCUUGCACAUAUAUAAGCCUCUUCUACUGCUUGCCCUCGAGGAGUACUUCAAGUCUCCCGUUCCAGAAACACUGUCCAUGCUCUACGAUGCAGUCAACAAUAUGGACCUUUCCCUAAUGCCGAAACUAAGCCUACUUGAGAGACAACUUCUGCUGGCAAGUGACAACAGGGAUCUCUUUGUCGAAAAGUUCCAGCGGAUGAUCGAAAUGCGCAUGGCUGAGGACGGCAGCGGCUCAGUCACGGAGCCAUUUGAUGCCAGCAGGAGUCCGCCUAAGCCGCAAGGCAUAUCGCGGGCUGGGACGAAAGGACAUCUACAGAGCACGGCAGGGUAUGCCAUUCCUCGUGAUACCCACGAAUUCGAGACCAAAGUAUUGUACAAGGGUAUCCCAAUCCCCGUCAAAGUGCCAACUGCGGUUAUGCCGGAAACUGUUGGUGACUUCUCUCUCAUCAAGCUCAUACAGACCUUUUCGGAUGCGCAUAACAAGUCAAUGCAGCCAUUCCCACUGCAUCCCCAUCUUACCACUAAUGGCCCUGGGACACAUCCGAUCAUGGUUUUGGCGAAUGCGCUUCUAACGCAAAAGAGGGUCAUCUUUCUCGGCCACAAUAUGCCCUCGGGCGACGUGGCAGAAGCCGUACUCGCAGCGUGUGCAUUGGCAUCUGGGGGCGUGCUUCGGGGGUUCACUAGGCAUGCUUUCCCUUACACGGAUCUUACCAAAAUCGACGACUUGCUCAAGGUUCCUGGCUUCAUUGCGGGGGUCACAAAUCCAACUUUUGAACUUCAUCCAGAAUGGUGGGACCUUCUGUGCGACAUCCCCAGUGGGCGGAUAAAAAUCAGCAGCAAGAUCGAAAACGCCCCGAUUACGGAAGGGCUGGUGUACUUCCAACAGCAGAAUCCAUCCUACGCCAAUCUCCCCGGCGGUUCUACCGUAACUACGGUCGACCUGACAGGGGACAUGGUGUUCAUGAACGACAUCCUCAAGAGCGUUGCGGCCAGGCGUGGCGAACGAGUCAUCCGGGCUAAGUGGCGAGACUGGGUCGUCAAAUUUACCCGGAUUGCUGCAGCUUUCGAGGAGAGUGUAUACGGCGCCAGCGCGUUGCAUAUAGGCGGGGAGGAGUACGAGAAACACGAUUUGGGUGCAAGUGGGCACGGCUAUGUGUGGGCAGAUGACGUCGCCAAACAGAAGGAGCUUGCCGGCAACGUCUGUAGGAUUGAGGGCUGGAGAAAUACCCGGAGUUACUACAGCUUCAUCCAGGACCUCGCCCAGAUGUACACUGUUCGACCUCUGAAGGGUCUUGACCUACAUCACAUGCACGACCGUCUGCGGACACAACGUCUGAGCCCGCCACAAAGCCGGGAUGUUUACAUGGCUUUUUCAAAGUACGUCUACUCGUACGACGAGAUCUGUCUCCUGCUAUCGGUAGCCCCCGAAUCCCACGCCGGACUGUUCUAUCUAGCCCUAGGUCUUUUCCACAAAGACAGAGACGUGCGAAUCAAGACGGCCGAUCUUUUGGAGCGCAUCAGCGAGCACGAAGCGGGCCAACAUUGGUGGCGCGGACUUAGUCGGUUCGAGAAACUGGCCUUCCACCGCAUCCGGAGGGAGGCCGAAGCGGAGAUGAGGAUUAAGCUGGAAAAGGAGGGGUUCAGUCCUGAGGUAGAAAAGAGGAUCAGCUAG